CGACUCCGCAAAACGCACCGGUUUUAUGAUUAACUAGCAGCAAACCCCAUUCUUUCAGGUGGCUUUCACUGCUCGCGAACUGGAAGAUCCUAACAUCAAUCACCAAUGGCUGCCAUUUUGGCUCGCAAGUCUCUCUCUGCUCUUCGCUCUCGGCAGCUCGCUUUGGCAGGACAAGUAUUGCAGCAUCAUAACAAUUAUGGGAUUGUGUUUGGUACACGCUCAUUUGCCACUAAACAGUCAUUUUCCACCGAUAAAGAUGAUUUAGAAAGGGAGAAACUCGCCAAGGAGAUCUCCAAGGAUUGGAAUUCUGUGUUUGAGCAAAGCAUAAAUACAUUAUUUCUCACUGAAAUGGUUCGUGGUCUGAUGUUGACACUCAAGUACUUCUUCGACAAGAAAGUUACUAUAAAUUAUCCAUUUGAGAAAGGUCCUUUGAGCCCUCGUUUUCGUGGAGAACAUGCCCUCCGACGCUAUCCAACUGGAGAGGAACGGUGCAUUGCCUGUAAAUUGUGUGAAGCUAUUUGUCCAGCUCAAGCAAUCACAAUUGAGGCCGAGGAACGAGAAGAUGGAAGCCGUAGAACCACUAGGUACGAUAUUGACAUGACAAAGUGCAUCUACUGUGGAUUCUGCCAAGAGGCGUGCCCUGUUGAUGCCAUCGUUGAGGGGCCCAACUUCGAAUUUGCGACAGAGACUCAUGAGGAGCUUUUGUACGAUAAAGAGAAGCUACUUGAGAAUGGAGACCGAUGGGAAACCGAGAUAGCGGAGAAUCUCAGAUCGGAAAGUCUCUAUCGUUGAUGCUCUGAUGAAGUGAUGAUUACUUCUCUGUUCCCUGCCUACCUUGUAGUUGAAUUUUCCCGAGUUCUAAAACUGAUAAAUAAGCAGAUCUGUUGGUGGGUCUUGAUUAUUUUUGGGAUAUAAUGCAGUUGAUUGACUAUUUAACUUUUCUUGUUAAAUUAGUGUACCCUACAUUCUGAAGGAUUAAUCAACCUUGGUAAUGCAAGGUAAGUUUUUGUUUUGUAAAAUUGAUACCAAUUGCAAUUCA
Messenger RNA from Cornus florida, 1039 nucleotides. Its product is annotated as NADH dehydrogenase [ubiquinone] iron-sulfur protein 8, mitochondrial-like. Gene Ontology annotation, molecular function: 4 iron, 4 sulfur cluster binding; NADH dehydrogenase activity. Gene Ontology annotation, cellular component: membrane. The coding region runs from base 106 to 792 and encodes 228 amino acids. The record is from RefSeq and is a predicted model, not a curated record. The transcript has 8 exons. Lineage: Eukaryota; Viridiplantae; Streptophyta; Magnoliopsida; Cornales; Cornaceae. Gene Ontology annotation, biological process: mitochondrial respiratory chain complex I assembly; mitochondrial electron transport, NADH to ubiquinone.